This is a messenger RNA of Gossypium arboreum, 717 nucleotides long. RefSeq lists its product as uncharacterized. The transcript has a single exon. The record is from RefSeq and is a predicted model, not a curated record. The coding region runs from base 170 to 616 and encodes 148 amino acids. Lineage: Eukaryota; Viridiplantae; Streptophyta; Magnoliopsida; Malvales; Malvaceae.
UCAAACGACGUCGCUCAGCUGCCUUAAUCAUAUUAGUCUUAACUUGUAUCUUUUUAACAUCCUCUCAAACAUGCAAAUUAAAAUGCCCUUACCUUCUAUUUCACUCAAGCUAAAAGGAAAAACAAAGCCUUUCCGACCAAAAAAAGAAGCAAAGCUUUAAUGAGCAGCUAUGCCCUCUUUCCACGCAAUACGAAUUGCUGCUGCCAUCUCCAUCCUCAUCUUUCUCAGGGAAUCAACGGCUAGGGAGCUACGCCCCUCCGAUCACGGUUUGGGGUACCAAAGCCAGCCGACGGUGGGGCUGAACUCAUCGGACACGAUGUCCUUUUUCGGAGCAACAUCCAAUUCGUGCUCAUCAUCCACGCCGUCUACGAUGGCGUUUCCCAAGGCCACGACUUCCAACGACACCUCGUGGUGGGAUGCUGGUGGCAAUCGGCGGGGAAGUGAUCACGUGAGACAGGUUCUGCUGUUGGGGAGCUUGGUUUGUGGGGUCACGGGUCUGGCUUUGUUGGCUGCGUCUGCUUUGGUUUAUUGUAUUAAAAUUAGAUCAUCCCCUUCCACACAUUCUACUAAUAACACCAACAAUAUUAAUAGUUUAGUCUCGAGUAUUAGUAAGUGAUUUUGAAGUUGAAGCAUUGGGCUAUAUUUCUAUUACUAUUACCUCAUUUUAGUUUUUGGAUCUUUCUAUUUAAGAUGGAUGAUUUAAAGUAGUUAAAGAAA